Molecule: messenger RNA, 2177 nt
Organism: Sesamum indicum (sesame)
Lineage: Eukaryota; Viridiplantae; Streptophyta; Magnoliopsida; Lamiales; Pedaliaceae
Molecular function (GO): protein binding
Source: RefSeq, a predicted model, not a curated record
AUUUACAAGCUUUGUAAUAUUGGUUUGUCAUUGUUGUUUUAUGCAUACUUGUGUGUGUAAAUUGCCAAGAAAAACAAAUUGUCAACUGCAGAAGAAUGUGAUGAGCCUUCUCCAUAUGACAACAGCCACCAAACUCAUCAUCACUUACAAAAACAAAUCUUCUUGCAAGACAUUUAAUACCAUAAAAGACUUCGUCGUCCCCCCUUGUUUUUCUUUCAAUAAACAAGCUCCACUUCUUGAGCAUGUCCAGGGAAUAUAGUACUGGAGCUCAAUCGAUAUUCGAACAUGUAUUGAGGACCAUAAUUGUAUCAAGACUUGAUAUAUACCAAUAAUAGCUGAUGAAAAGAAAAUCUCUUCUCUUCAAGAUUCCGCUUGAAAUGGCUGCUCCUCUGCUCUCCUGUCUUCUUUUAGCUCUCUGCAUUCUAUCGGUUUCGGCUGAUGUUUCUGUGAGCAUUGAUUGCGGAUCAUCAGACUCGUACAAGGAUGACAACUUGAUCGUCUGGACGGGAGACGACGAAUACGUGCAGGGCGGGGAAUCCCGUUCCGUGCAAUCCAGUAAUUCAAUCUCCCGUGUGAUGGACACCCUGCGUCUGUUCACCACUCGGAAGAAGAACUGUUAUCACAUCGACUCGGUGAGACAAGGGCGCGUCCUCGUGCGUGCUACGUUUUACUACGGGAACUACGACGGUAAGUCUUCGCCUCCAACGUUUGAUCUCCAGUUUGACGGGAACCACUGGGCCACGGUUCAGACAUCGAGUACGGAGUAUGUUUAUUAUGAGGUGACUUAUGUUAUGAAGAAGGAUACGAUUAGCGUAUGCGUUGCUCAGACGAAUCCAGGGCAGUUUCCCUUCAUAUCCGCCCUGGAAGUGCGCGGGCUGGAGUCGUACAUGUAUGUGAAUGUCGAUGGCAAUUAUCCAUUGUUCUUGAGAAGAAGGGUUGCUUUCGGAUCAAAUGCGACUAUCAGGUUCCCAGACGACCCUUACGACAGAUUAUGGACUCCUGAAGUGAUCAGCCCCGGAAUGAUCCCAGUCCGGAGCAGUGCCCUCUUCAGCAUAGGUUUAAUAUUAGCAGACCGGCCACCACCUGCAGUGCUAAAGAAUGCAGUUACUGCAGUCACCCCUAACUCAACCCUACAAUUGCCCAUGGGAUUCCCACUUGUCCCAGCUCCAGUCUACGUGAAUUGGUACUUCUCCGAGGUCACUGAGUUGGGACCAACCCAAAACCGGUCCUUCAGUUUUUUCAAGGACAAUCAGCCCUUCUCGCAGCCGUUUUCGCCACCUUACGAGAACUGCACUGAACUCUAUACUAGUAACCUCACGGCUUCAGUGAAUACUACGCUUUCGCUUGUGCCAACGAAUUUCACGACGCUUCCCCCUCUCAUCAAUGCAAUGGAGAUCUUUGUCAUUGGAGAUGCGCUAGCCAAUGGAACCAACAACAAAGAUGUGAAAGGCUUAGCUUCUCUGCAAAAAGCUUUUGGUGUAUUACAAGGUUGGAGUGGUGAUCCUUGUCUUCCAGCACCUUAUACAUGGGAUUGGAUCAAUUGCAGCACUGAUCCUGUACCUCGUGUUACAGCUUUGUUUCUUGGAAGCUUCGGCCUCUCUGGGAUUCUUCCAGAUUUUAGUUCCAUGGAUGCUCUGCAAAUAAUAGAUCUGCACAAUAACAGCUUGCAAGGGCCAAUUCCAGAUUUCCUCGGCACAUUACCACAGCUCAAAACAUUGAAUCUUGCAAACAACCAGUUCAACGGUUCGAUACCAGCUUCACUGUCAAACAAAAAUGGCCUAGAUCUAGUGGUGACUGGGAAUCCUAACCUGUGCACAUCUUGUCCGGCUUCGCCCAAGAAUUCAACACAGGGCUCUUCUGGCUGCAGCAAGAAGGACAACAGCAUCUUGGCAAUAAUGUCUGGGGCCAUAAUACCAUCCUUCAUCAUGCUACAGUAUUUCUGGGAAAACUUGCUCUAGCAGCAGCAAAACUUGCAGACUUAUUUCUGGGAUGUUAUUAUGUGUCUCGGAGGAUGAGGGAAAGGAUUUUAUGAUUUUUGCUUAUCUAGGUGAAAUAUAUAUUCUUCUUUGCAUUAUGUACUGAUUGAUGCAUUUGGACUGACUUAUACUCCGUGUAUAUGAAAAUUAUUUGUCAUCUUUUGCUACAUGUUAGACGAUAUCUUAUUCUUGAAAAUAACU